UAGUGGAAGCCGUCACUGUUUUCUUCGUUCAUUUCAGAAGAAAUUUUCGCAUAGAACUGUGUAAAGUUUUGUGAUUUCUGUAGAUCAAUUCCUCAAUUUUUAUUGAGGGAUUCGCAUUUUUUAGUUCUUGUAUACCUGAACUAAAUUAUCUGGUUUUAUUGUUCAAUAAUAAUAUUCGUAUAGUAAUAGUUGACUGUAAAUGUAAGUAUAUGGCCAUGUCAUCGGAGGAAGAUAUACCCACGCUUUAUGCUGGGGAUUUAGCUCCUCCGAUGGAAGAUGUAAAAAAUUCCUGCCUCAUAGCAGACGAGCAUCGUAGGCUCCUGGAAGAAAAUAACAGACUCGCUGAAGAGAAACGAGCCCUGAUGAAUUCAUUGAUCCUGAUGAAUCAAAAAAUGGAAAAAAUGCAGACCCACUUUUCCUCCAUAUCAUUAAAACAACAGAUCGAAAAAAGGGAGGAAGAUAUACGAGAUUUGCGCAAAAUUCUCAUGGAAGUCGUGGAACAGAAUAAGAAGCUAAAAGACGCCGUGCACGUCUCGGAACAUGCUCGGCAGGAUAUAAAAACAGAGUUUGAAAUUCUGCGAAAAUUGCUGAGUCCGAUAAAGCCCCGCGCUCAGACUCAUACUCAUACUCAGACUGAACUGAUUUCUGAAUCAGAAAUCCACCACGAUUAUCCAGAAAUCGCCCCCAAAGAUCAGCAAAUUGGAGACGAUUUUAAAGAAACCGAGCAAAAUUCAUCCAUGCUUAUUCAAAGAAAUCUGUCACCGUCGACAGAGGUAAGAAUGGAUAUUACCGUAAAAAGCGUACAAGGAAAUCUGUCCCCCACAACUCAAAACGAUUACGGACAAACGGCUGGUCAAAAAUCACUAAUGGAAGGCAAGACCAAGGAGUUUCGCUCCAAGAUACCUCUGUAUCAAAAAAGACGUGCUCAACAUGAUGCCAUGAAAGACAAACCAACAGAUGAGCGAUCGAAUGCGAAUGCUGAAGAAAUAAACAAAUACAGUCCGAAACCUGCCCAAAACCCCAUUCGUGCCCGUAAUCAAGACGUCCCUAGUCCAUCAGUUUCCAUGCCUUCGUCCAAAACUGUUGUAAACAAGGAAAGAGUCAGGGGCGAGCAAGAGACCAUUGAAGAGAUUGUAAAUACCAAGUUUGCCAAGAUGCCUCGGAAAAUUGCACGUUAUAAGCCACCUGAAACAAAACAAAUCAUGGAAGAUUCCACCCAUAGGGGGAUUAAGGAUACGUCAGGUCAAGAAAUACCCCCAAACAGAACCAAUGAUGUUUGUCCUGAUGCUUCCAGCGCUGAAAAUCUUGUACAAAGGGAUCUUAACCAAGAACUUCUUUUUGACAGAGAAAGGAGUCUUUCAUGCAACAUGGAAGGAUCCUAUAAGCAUGAAGGACAAUUCAACUCAGGCAAACCUGGUUCUCCAAAAGGUACAAACCAGGACAGUGAACCAGUUUUCUAUUCCCUUCCGAUGACUUUUCGCAAUAACCUCCUUCAAAGGGAGAGAUAUUACUCGGAUAAAGAAGUUAACUAUAUAUUUGAGAAACUUCUAAAAGAGGAAAAAGCUGGUUAUCAACGUGGCGCAAAAAUCGAUCCAACUACCGGUAAAAUGCAGAAACCAGAGAACAGUUUCAAAGGUGAAGAUAAUUCAAGCAUCACUGAACCGAACUGCAAUGGGGAACAAAGAAGAUGCGCACAAAUUCAACAAUUAAAACAAGAAAACGUGGAAAAUUUAGGAGUCAGUCAACAGCGUCCAAAAUUUGCAUCUUCUCUUGAGUUGCACUCUCAAAAUGUUAAUGAAGCCUCAUUGCACGCACAGGAGCCUACCAAUUAUAACGUCCCAGACGAACAUGAAGUAGUGUUCCAAAACAAUCAACUCGAGAACGACGACGUACCACCACAGAACUCAUCUCCCACGAACCAAGAAAAUGCGUCGCCAUCAGUUGAAACCAGGAAGAUUGGAAUUGAUACUGGCAGAGAGGGUACCCAACUGUCACUGAGUGUAGGCAAGUCUGAAGAUGUUUCUUCAAGUUUACCAAAGUUUCAGGGGAAAACUUCCACAACAAGUAGCUCAGAUGGGCCGGGACGCACCGACAGAGACACCAGUCAUGCUGAUCCAAGCGGUUUCGUGUACCUAAGAUCAACUAAAAAUGGUCCCCAAGAUGUGGUAGACAGUCAUGGUGUGCAUGGCCAGUUUCCUGAUGAACGUAACGCACAGCCUGAACCAGCUAGGAUGGACCAAUCCGAUCAAGUCCUUCCCGAACAAAUUCGAAAUGAGCUGGUAUCCGAAGAACAACCGCUCAAUGAGGAUACGUUCCACCAGGUGCCCUACAAAAAUCCAGAAUUUUCGAAAAGGAUCAACGACACCGAUCGGCACAUAGGUCAAUCGAGUAUUUGGAUUGCAAAAGAAGAGAGUGUCCAUGCUCAAGAAUUGCAUUCUCCUAAAAUGGAAAUGGAAUCCGAAAGCCUAGAUGCUGGAUUGAAGAAUGAUGGAGAUGGAAAAUAUCUAGUACGGGUGGACGAGGCUGAUAUUUAUCAGGGAUCAGAUUCUUCCAGUUUAGGGCGAGGAGUAAUUGGAGACCCGGUUGCGACUUCCACUCCUAGGAACAGGAGGUUUAUGAUGGAGCCUAUUGCUACGUCAACACCUAAAGCUUUCGAAGAGCAUGCCCUUAAUCAAGUUGUUCCGAACCGAAGCCAGUCGAGCAGUGACGCUAUGGACAGCGAUUCUGGGAUCGCAUUUGAUCAAAAGUUGUCGGCAGCUCUGAAGAUUUUGGGCACAAGGGUAAUUGGAGAAAUCGCAUUCCAGCUGGACAGAAGAAUCUUGGAAACAGUGUUUCGACGACGCGCGUCGGCUUCAAAUGAUGAAUUGAUCAAAAAUCGAGUCUAUGGUUACACCUCCCAGAACAUCGGCGCUCUGAUAACAAAGGAAACCUUGCGAGGCGAUGGAACAAGAAAUUUGCAAAAAGAAUCUUUUUAUCGCAAGCGCCAUGAGAAGUUGCUCUAUAUCCUAAAAGAUCAUGGAUAUAACACAAUGGUGCAUGAAGAGUUUGUAAAGAAAAUGGUUGAGAAGUAUGGCACAUUAAACGCCACUCCGUCCAAAAAAGUUAUUCAAAUGUACGGACUAGAGGAACCGAAACUUUUAGAAGCACUGCUCGGGGAAGUCACCGCUGAUAAGGCAGAAUUUGUACACUCUCUCGUGCUACUGAAUUGUCUCCGUGCAAUGUCUAGUUGGGAUGGUGCAGAUGGUGGCGGUAGCCUGUUUAAAUGGUAACCUGAAAACAAAGUUGCGAAACAUUUUACGUCUUCUUCAUUUUGGUUGUCAUGUGAUGGAAUAUGACAACAAUAAGUCUAUUUUAAAUAUUUGUAUCAGAAAUGCUAAUUUGUUUGUAUUGAUAUUGAAUCUAUUAAUUUUAUGUACAUGUACAUUUAGAUGUCUAUUUUUGUGAUAACAGUGAUUGAUCGAUCAAUUGAAAAAGCAAUGGCAUAAAAUUUUACACAUUCUUAA
Messenger RNA from Magallana angulata, 3503 nucleotides. RefSeq lists its product as uncharacterized. Bases 210 to 3269 code for a protein of 1019 amino acids. The record is from RefSeq and is a predicted model, not a curated record. The transcript has 3 exons. Lineage: Eukaryota; Metazoa; Mollusca; Bivalvia; Ostreida; Ostreidae.